AUGGACUCGAGCAGCGUGCUCGACUCGGAGCUCGAGUUCUUCAGGCAACAAUGGCUUUCAGAAGUCCGCAUCAAAAAGGGGGACGUGAGCUCACGGCAACCCCAACGCCGACCGUCUGAUGGCCCAGAACCCCCGCCGACUUCGCCUCCAGCACUCGCUGCCCCCAGGGCCCGACCUUCACGUCCUGCCCCGGUAAUCGAUAAGCAAGACCACGUCCUCCCCGACCUGAAUUCUGUCCAAGAUCCCGGUGCGCCGUCGGGCAACGCGGACGAUGGGUCAGUGAGGCUCUCCUCUGGAAAGGACUCCGUCUCCGCGCUGGAUCACUUUGAAGAAGCCAUGGAAAAGGAGGCAGAGGGAAACAUGGGCGAGAGUCUGAAGCUCUACAGAAGGGCUUAUCGACUAGACAACCGGGUUGAUCGCAGGUAUCGCGAAAAGUACUUCCCGUCCGCGCCCAAGCUUGCCGCCCCUCAAGCGGCCUCGCAACCGCCAGACGCGAGACAGGCUCCAUCAAUAGACCAUGACGUGCCCGUCGCUCUGCCUCUUCCCACGGACGACCUAAUUGCCAGCUUUUCCAACCUCCAAAUCGAGGCACCGCCCUCGGAAGUAGAUGGCGCUCCUCCCCCACCAUGCCCGAUCUCCACCCUCCCGAGGGAGAUACUCAUCCACAUCAUGCAGGACGUGGCGUACCACGAUGUCGGCGACUUUGCCCGCUUGUCGGUCGUUUGCAAGCCCUUUGCGUACCUGGUCGCCACGGAGCAACGCACAUGGCGCCAGGUUUCCCUCUCCACCAAAUUCGGCUUCACGGCCAUGCACUUCCACUGGAAUAAAACCGUAGAAUGGGUAGACAUCAUGAGGGAGGAUGCGCAAUGGCAAGACGGCACUCUCCUCAGCGUAGGACAAGUCGCCGAGCGACGACUUGCUCAAAACAUCCUCACGAGCAAAUCGCUCGUGCCGGACCCCUAUCCAGACUGGAAGCAAAUGUUCCGAACACGACCCCGGAUACGGUUCAACGGGUGCUACAUCAGCACGGUGAAUUACGUCCGCACAGGACAGGCGUCAACGAACCAGGCGACGUGGGGUGGUAGCCCCAUCCACAUCGUCACCUACUAUCGGUAUCUGCGUUUCUUCCGCGACGGGACAGCAAUCAGUCUCUUGACCACCGCUGAGCCAAGUGCUGUGGUGCACCAUCUCACACGCGACAUGCUCGACUUGCAUCGCGACAACCCACACGCAAACUUGCCGUCGGCGGUCGUCCAGAGGGCGUUUAAAGCCCGUUGGCGGCUAUUCUCCAUCCACAUGGACUGGAAGCGUGACGACGGGCCAGACCAUCGACAGCUCCAAGACGGGGAUGUGACUGUCGAGACGGAAUCUCAUGACCCCAAGUACAUGUUUAGGAUGGACCUGUCGCUGCGCACGGCAGGAAAAGCUGCCAGGAACAACAAGCUUGUUUGGAGAAGCCAUUUCAGCUAUAACAAGCUGACCGACGACUGGGCCGAGUUCACGCUGAAGCACGACAAGGCGUUUUUCUUUAGUCGGGUCAAGAGCUAUGGAACGGGUGAGUAG
Ustilaginoidea virens is the source of this 1563-nucleotide messenger RNA. RefSeq lists its product as uncharacterized. Gene Ontology annotation, molecular function: protein binding. Gene Ontology annotation, biological process: SCF-dependent proteasomal ubiquitin-dependent protein catabolic process. Gene Ontology annotation, cellular component: SCF ubiquitin ligase complex. The coding region runs from base 1 to 1563 and encodes 520 amino acids. The record is from RefSeq and is a predicted model, not a curated record. The transcript has 2 exons. NCBI's taxonomy places the organism in Eukaryota, Fungi, Ascomycota, Sordariomycetes, Hypocreales, Clavicipitaceae.